AAGACAGCAGCAGCUAUUAAAGCUCAGAGGACCAAGGGGCACCGGUCAACAAAAAACUCUCCAAACACAAUUACAGAGGGUGGACGGGAGAAAAAACAACCUCUUUGAAUUAUUAAACGUCAAGUCGUCCUCACCACAAUGCACUGGCUGAAAAGUCUGAGAACAGCUAACCCGGGAAUCUUGCAGCUGUUUAAAAAUGCAGGGAUCUCCGCCAGAGCCGGAGCUGACAACAUUGUUUUGUCCAGGACGCAGCAACCUGUUCCUCUCCCCUGCUGGGUCGCAGCAUCACCCCACACCCACAGAGCCUUUCAUCAGCAGAAGGGCCCUGAUGUGGAUCAAGGACACUCCAACAGAAGUAGGUUGAUGUCCAGCAUGGAGGAUCUGCUGUUCUACACCAUCACUGAAGGCAAAGAGAUGAUCCCCCUCCCCCAGUUUAUCUCCGCUCUGAGAAAAACUGGUUUGUUGACCUCCGACCCUCGGCUGCGUGACUGCGUCAAACAGAUGCGACAACACUCACAUGACUCCCUCGGUCCCGUCAUGAUGGACAAAAAGCUCUUCAGAAGGUUUGUGGUGAACAACAUCAUGCUGCUCACUAAGGCCUUCAAAAAGAAGUUCAUCAUCCCCAACUUUCAAGAGUUCACCCAGGAGAUUAAUAAGCUUUACGGCAGCGCUCAGCGGCAGGAGGGAGGACAAGUAGCUGAUUACAUUCCUCAGCUGGCUAAGUUCAGCGCUGAUCUCUGGGGUGUGGCCCUGUGCACCAUCGACGGUCAGAGACACUCGGUGGGUGACACCAAGGUUCCCUUCUGUCUGCAGUCCUGUGUGAAGCCCCUGGAGUACGCCAUCGCUGUGCACGAGCUCGGGAGUGACCACGUUCACCAGUAUGUCGGCAAAGAGCCCAGUGGAUUCAAGUUCAACAAACUGUCACUAAAUGAUGAAGAUAAACCACACAACCCGAUGGUGAAUGCUGGGGCUAUCGUCAUCAGCUCUUUGAUGAAGCCUAAUUCAAAUAAAGCUGAGAGGUUUGACCAUGUGAUGGACUUCUUGAAAAGCAUGGCUGGAACAGAAUAUGUGGGCUUCAGCAAUGCAACUUUCCAGUCAGAGAGGGAGACCGGUGACAGGAAUUAUGCAAUCGGUUAUUACCUCAAAGAGAAAAGGUGCUUUCCUGACAAUGCAGACAUGACUGCCGCCCUCGACUUCUACUUUCAGUUAUGCUCCAUUGAGGUGAACUGCGAGUCAGGAAGUGUCAUGGCUGCCACACUGGCCAAUGGCGGUAUUUGUCCAAUCACAGGCGAGCGUGUGCUGAGCGCCGAAGCGGUUCGCAACACCCUGAGUCUCAUGCAUUCCUGUGGCAUGUACGACUUCUCAGGACAGUUUGCUUUCCAUGUGGGCUUGCCGGCUAAAUCUGGAGUUUCAGGUGCUGUGGUGCUGGUGGUCCCUAACGUCAUGGGUAUGAUGUGUUGGUCCCCCCCGCUGGACCGUCUUGGGAACAGUGUUCGUGGGAUUCACUUCUGUCAGGAGCUGGUGUCAUACUUCAACUUCCACAAUUACGACAACCUGAGGCACUUCACUAAGAAACAUGACCCCAGAAGAAGAUCGGAUGAUGAUCCAAACAAGUCGGUGGUGAAACUGAUGUUUGCAGCGUACAGUGGUGAUGUCACAGCUCUCAGGAGGUUUGCCCUUUCAGCUGUGAACAUGGAGCAGAGGGACUAUGACUCUCGCACAGCGCUCCACAUCGCUGCAGCUGAAGGUCAUCUGGAAGCUAUACUUUUCCUGACUGAAAUUUGUAAAGUCAACCCCCAUAUGAAAGACAGAUGGGGGAACACGCCCCUGGACGAUGCCCUGCAGUUUGGACAUGAUGUCAUUGUCUCAGUCUUGCAAGAGUACCAGCGUGUUUGCCCUGACGCAGACGCCCCUUGCGAAGCAGAGGAGCAGAAGACUACACUGGAUCCGCUGAAGAGCAUUGUGUAAACCACAGGGGAUCAUAAGGGUUUGUAAUGCAAAUCCAGUUUAUUACGCACCUAUGAGGAGUGAAAGAACGGGAUGAGAGAGGGAAGUCAUGAUUGAGUGUGUUUAUCUCCUUUGGACUGUUAAAAAGAUGCAGAAUUAAAUUCCCUCGUGGUGCAUUGCUGCUAACUGGGGGAUUGGUCAACAAUGUUAAUCAGCGAACACACAUGCAAUGUGUUGCCAUAAAAGAUUAUAUCUUACAUUAUAUGAAGGGCGGUGUGGCCUAGGGGGUAGAGCGGGCGUUCUCCAACAAGAAGGUUGCUGGUUCAAUCCCCACUCUUCCCCAUCUGCAUGGUGUAGUGUCCUUGGCAAGAUGUUGAACCCCUAAAUGGCCCUUCAUAAAUGUUGAGUGUAUUAAACAAAUGUAAGUCGCUUUGGACAAAAGCAUCAGCUAAAUGACAUGUAAUGUAAUAUCAAAUCACUCUAUGAUUUGUCACGGUGCAAUAAUUGCCAGAAUGGCACUCACACCUCCACCAAGGCCCAACAGUUCCCUUCUGAAACCACAUUUUAUCUUCACUAGUUCUUGAUUCUAGUUCUAUUGGGAUCUGCACCAAAGGCACACACCCAUAACCAGCAGUCACCUUAAUAUGCUGAAGUUUUAUUUAUCAAUCUAUGAUUUUUUCUCUUAGAAAUCAAAGAAAACAUUGAAUAACAGCAUCCUUAAUCCAAGUUUAGUGGAAAAACGUCCUGUUAUAUUUGACAUUAUCCUGCUAAUUAAUCAAUGCCGAUGAAAACCUUUACCUUAGCUUCUGAUGUAAAUAUGAAAUAUAUUUUUUGCUUAUUUGUGGGCUUUAUUUUUUUUCAUUUUGUAUUUAAUUGAGGGAUUUCUGGCCCUGCAUCUUGUGCAAUAUGUGUAUAGAUAUUCCUGAAGUUUUCUCUUAUCUUCUACCUCAACAUGAGGUGAUUCAGUCACGUUUGUGCCUCAACACUGAUCCAUCAGGUUAUCAUUGUACUUGCUGACAGCUCAUUGAGGCUCACAGGCCAGUCUACUAACUGCUGAUACCUCGUCGUGUUUGUGUCAGUUGUUUUCUUUCUUUCUGGAUGAAUAAUUCUUACAACAUGAUUGUGAGUUUGUUUUAUUGCAAAAUGUAUAAUUAAAUGGCAAUCUGUGCAAAUUAGUAUUUCCAACUGGACACAGUUGAGUUUGAAGUAAUAAUUUUUGAAAAAAAGCUAAAUUGAAAAACAUUUUUAGCACAUAACCAAGUCUUGUGCUAAAAACAUAUUAUACAGUUGAAUCAUCUGCAAUGAGCGCAUUUUAUUCACCGUAACUUAACUACAGCAAAGAGAUGAUUCCUCAGCAUGACAUGAGCUUUAUUCUGUCGCUGUAAAUAUGUAUUUUCCUGAUGUAAAUAAAAGGGAUUGUGAAA
Molecule: messenger RNA, 3371 nt
Organism: Platichthys flesus (European flounder)
Lineage: Eukaryota; Metazoa; Chordata; Actinopteri; Pleuronectiformes; Pleuronectidae
Gene: gls2a
Product: glutaminase 2a (liver, mitochondrial)
Exons: 18
Coding region: 139-1968 (609 amino acids)
Biological process (GO): L-glutamine catabolic process
Molecular function (GO): glutaminase activity; protein binding
Source: RefSeq, a predicted model, not a curated record